CUCAUUUUGUUUCUUUCUUCGCUUCUCUGCUAUUGUCAUUUUUUAUGAUAAAAAAGGCACGGUGUUCUGCCUGGCAUUUACCGCUCCAUUAUGCAUACGUGAUCUUUUUCAUUCUGUUGACGAUAUUGCUGCCGUUGCUAUACAGUCGCACAGGUUAUCCUCCUCUGUGGUUUAUAUGGACGCUACUGGGCACGUUGCUGUUUUUUUACGCUGUCUACUGGGUAGGUCAUUGUUCCCUUGGAGACACCGUUGCACGAGUAAGACUUACGAUGAAAAAAAAAGAUCAUUCUUUAUAUAUGGUGGGUACGAGCACUGCGCGACACGAAACACGAUGGUAAAAGCGAGAACAGUAACCACAGCGACGAAAAUAGCGAGGACCAAGAUAUUGAGAGA
This is a messenger RNA of Radiomyces spectabilis, 393 nucleotides long. RefSeq lists its product as uncharacterized. The transcript has a single exon. The record is from RefSeq and is a predicted model, not a curated record. Lineage: Eukaryota; Fungi; Mucoromycota; Mucoromycetes; Mucorales; Radiomycetaceae. The coding region runs from base 45 to 338 and encodes 97 amino acids.